AAGUUCAUCAGAUAAAAAAGAGAACAAACUAACAGGGAACCGGUCCUGAGUCAUCUGCGCUAAAACAAAGCCGCCGUUCAGACGGCCGCCGCGCACGAGGGAAACAUGCAAAUGACGCGUCCGCUCGUUCGGCGGGUCCACGAGGCGCGUGCGCGGUGUCCGAGCGCGCGGCCUCUUUCCUCUGCCUCCUCACAGCACGGACGGGAUGGAGAAGAUGCGGGCGGAGGACGGGGGCCAGAGGGAGCUGGUGCACAGGUGGUUCACGGAGACGCAGGCGCCGCUCUUCCUGCGCGACGGGACCUUCCCCGACUGGUUCAAGGGCUUCGCGGCCCGAAGGGAGACGGAGGAUCUACUCAGCGAUAAAGCUCCGGGCUGUUUCCUCAUCCGCCUCAGUGACCGAGCCAUCGGCUACAUCCUGUCCUACAAGGGCAGCGACCGGUGCCGCCAUUUCGUCAUCACCCAGAACCCGGCGGGACAGUUUGUGAUAGCGGGAGACAGUCAGCCGCACGGAAGCCUCGGUGAGCUGAUCGAGCAUUACAGGCUGAGCCCCAUCCAGCCCUUCGGAGAGCACCUGACCUCCAGCUGGUCCGAGGUGAGCGCAGGUGACGCAGACGAGCUGUAUGACGUGGUGAAUUACCGCGCCAAAGAGACGCCCGGGCUCAGCGUCCGAGCUCUGCGGACUCUGUGGGACCAGAAGCACGAUCUCCACGGCAACCACGGCGCUGUGGAGCAAAGCGACGCCGCGGCGGCGGCGGUCGGACCCCCCGCCCUGCCGACUAAACUCAAAAGCAGGAGGCUGACGGGGACGGUGUCCCUCUCGCAGGAUGUUCCUUCAGUUCAAAAGAGAGGCCUUCUCCCAGGGCUCUCCCUGAGAGGCUCUCUGCCCGACACAACACCCCAAACCCAGACCGACCCGGGGGGGUCAGAGGGAAUCCGGAAAAACAUGAGUCCAAUGGCAUCGCCCGACGGAGACUCCUUCUUCUGGCUUUAUUCCGAGAUCAGGAGCACAUCUCUGCCGACGCUGAGACACGGCAGCGUGGAGGAGGAGGAGGACACGCUCCCUCCACCCGCACCAAAACCUCACACAACAGCUCCUCUGAAGAAGACCACCUGUCUCACCUACUCCGUACACCAGCCCGCAUCCGGCUCCGGGCCGGGCGGGUCGGAGCAGCCGGGUGCGGAGUCGAUGCGGUCCAACCCGCUGUACCAGACCUCCGCCGGGCCCGGCCCUGCUCAGCCGAGGGGCGCCACGUACGCCGAGGUCCCCAGGAUUCCGGCGCCCACCGGUUUGCCAGAGAACACCUACGAGCGGAUCCCGGAUGAGGCCGUCCAGGGGAACACCUACGAGUCCCUGGAGGACGUGAAGAACAAGUCCCAGUCCAACUGGGGGAAGAACUAUGGCAAAUUGAAGAAAUUCCUUCCUGAUCAUAAGAAGAAAUGAAAAAGGAUGCAGCAACAGAAAUGCAUUAAAAAUAAAUUUGAGUCAAAGAGUCACAUAGAACACAGAAGUUAUUGUAAGAAAGUUACUUUCCUUUCAAUUUAAAGUUUUGUAAUGAACCAAGUUAAGACAAUGUUUCUAUCAUUUUAAAGUUAUCAUUAUUUUUAUUAGAAGUAGUAAUAGUUUUUGUGGUUCAGUAUUUUGUUGUUUUUAAAUACAAACAAAUUCACUUUUUACUUAAAAGCAAAUCUUCCCUCACUUUUGUCUUAUUUACAUUUUUAUCUUUUGAUUGGAAUUAUUUAUGCAUAUAUAUUUAUAUAAAAGUGACAGACCAGUUAUAGAUUUGUAAUGAAGAGGCAAUUCACAGCAGUUUAUGCGUUUGAUUAACUCUGGUGUGUUUUGUUGUGUGUAGCUGUGUUUAAAGAUAAAUUAAAGUUUGUUGUUUUCUGCAUAGUAACCUCA
Molecule: messenger RNA, 1900 nt
Organism: Gasterosteus aculeatus aculeatus (three-spined stickleback)
Lineage: Eukaryota; Metazoa; Chordata; Actinopteri; Perciformes; Gasterosteidae
Gene: sh2d7
Product: SH2 domain containing 7
Cellular component (GO): cytoplasm
Source: RefSeq, a predicted model, not a curated record